UAUCAAAGAGAGCGCAAAAUUAAAUGCAGGAAAAAUAAUAAUUGAAAUAAUUAAUAUUGCAACAACAACCAGCAACAAAAGCAACAGCAGCAGCAGCAACUUCAGCAGCGUGGCAACAACUGUCAAAAAAUCUACAACAACACAAAGUGCAACAAGCAACAACAACAACCAGCAACACCAACAAUUGGCGCUGUCUGUUGUAAAUUGAACAUAAAAUAUAAAAAAAAUCCCGAAAGAAAAAGUCUCGUGAAAUUUUCACGCGCUGCAUAUUAUUUACUUUGUGCUCCACAUACAUAUAUAUCUGAAUAUAUGUAUAUAUAAAUCUGCUACAAAAAGAAAAACGACAUACAAAAUCAUCAACAAAAAGAUUAACAACAACAACAACAACAAAAUUUGCCUGCACUUUUGCCUUUUGUGUGCCGCCGCAUCCACACAAAAAACGGAAAGAAUUUAUAUUGUAUAUAAAAAUUAUAUACCCCAAAAAAUAUAUGUGCAACAAGAAGGCGAGCUACUGAAAAAAAAAUUAUCAGCAAGGGGGAGCCGGUGCGUGCAACUGCAACCCCACACCAAGUGGCAACGCCGUGCGGCGGCUGUAAAUUGCUUCACCGCGGAGGCAGCAACAACAGCAGCAGCAGCAGCAGCAGCAGCAGCAGUGGAAGAAUCUGUGGCAGCAUCGUCCACGGCAUCAAUUUGGCUUUUGGGCAUACCGUAAUUCAAGACAAAUGUAUGUGAUGCUAUGCACAUCAGCAGCUAUGAAAUAUGCUUAGAACGUGUUGCUGAGGAAUUUAUGGGUCGCAGGAAAUGGAAAAAUUAUCAAGAGCAAGCGACGCGCAGCCAACUGAAUAUCGAGGAGCAACAGCCAAUAGCUACAGCCGGUUCCGACGAGGACGAGGAACCAUACAACAACCACAACCACAACAAGAGCAACAGAAACAGAAACCACUGUAAACCAGAGAACCACCACCACCGUUUAGAGCAGGAGUUUGAGGAGGAUUUUGAGAACCAAACAUCACACGAUUCAUCACGUACAGCAACACCAAUAAGUAUACCAUCACCACCGCCAGAACCCAACGAUUGGAGACCGUCGGACAAGUGCAAUUUCUGUGUUAACGGUCGCCUGCUAACGGUGAACGCCCAGGGCCAAUUGGUGGCCGAAACGGUGGCACCCACAGUCCACAACUGCAGCACAAGCAGUAAAAGUCACAUAUACCACAACGGUCAACACGACAGUGACAGCAAUUCGAGCGCAUCGCUGCAGCAACACAGCAAUAACAGCAAGUCUGGGGCACGCAACAUUGUUGCUGCUGCUGCAAGUGCAACACCAACAACCGGCAGCGGCACCAGCAACAGCACCGGCACCGGCACCGGCAACUCCCUGGAACUGUACAAGCUGCUUACCCAAAGGGCAGCCAAAAUGACAUCAAUGGACUCGAUGGCCGCACAGCUGGCCCAGUUCUCGCUGCUGGCGGCUGACUUCAAUCUAAUGAACUCUCUGGCCAGCCAACAGCAACAACAGCAGCAACAUCCGCAACAUAACUCGGUAACACCAACUACCUCAGAACUACUAUCUGCAGCCGCCAUCAGUCCCGCACUCAAAGAUACGCCCAGUCCCAGUGCCGAUGCCCCGCUCGAUCUUAGCAGCAAGCCAUCGCCAAAUUCAUCGAUUAGCGGCGAUGUAAAGUCCAUCAGAGCCCUCUCGGACUGUCCCACGCCCACGCCUUCGUCGGGGCGAAGGGCCUACAGCGAGGAGGACCUGAACAGGGCGCUGCAGGAUGUGAUGGCCAAUAAGCUGGAGCCCCGCAAGGCGGCCCGCUCCAGCCUAAUGAACAAGCUGGCGCACCACGAGCUCGAGCAGGAAGAGCCGGAUGAGCCAGAGGACUCUGCAGACGAGGCUGAGGUGGACAGCAAUGCUUCCACCCCGGCACCGCCCUAUCCAGAGUUUGACCAACGCAUCGCGGCCACGGCCCAGCUACGCAAACUGAGCAGCCACCUGUCCGAGCACAAUGGCAGCGAGGAUCUGGGCGAGGAUCUGGAGAGCGGGGGUCAGCACUCGCCGAAGCUCUCAAGGAUCCCUGGCCCCGCCAAUGCGGUGGCUCCCGGCGGCCUGCCAAUUCCCAUCGAUGCCAAUGUUCUGCUGCACACUCUCAUGCUGGCGGCUGGCAUCGGUGUGAUGCCCAAGCUGGACGAGACCCAAACGGUGGGGGACCUGAUCAAGGGCCUGCUGGUGGCCAAUACCGGGGGCAUUAUGAACGAGGCGCUCAUGAAUCUGCUGGCCGCCAGUCAGCAGGAGAACAGCAAUGGCAAUGCCGCCAGCUUGCUCCUGCAGCAGCAGCAGCAGCAACACCAGCACCAGCAGCAAUUGAAUGCCUUUCAUCAUCGCCUACCAAAGUCUGAAACGCCCGAGACGAGCUCCUCCCUGGAUCCCAAUGAGGCCAGUGAGGAUCCGAUACUGAAGAUUCCGUCCUUCAAGGUCAGCGGGCCGGCCAGCAUCUCGCCCAGCAUCAGUCACAGCCACAACCACAGCCACAGUCACCAUCAGCAGCAUCAGCAGCAGCAGCAACACCACCAACAUCACCAUCACCACCACAACAAUCACAGCUCCCACUCCAGCAGCAAUAGGAACGGGGGCAGAGAGCACAGUCCACACUCGGCCUCGCCGAUGCUGGCCGCCGCGGUGUCCAACAGCAGCGCCGCCAGUGCCGCCGCUGGUCUGCUCUCGGCCUCGCCCACCUCCAUCCAGAAAAUGAUGGCCAGCAACAUCCAGCGGCAAAUCAACGAGCAGAGCAGCCAGGAGGCAGCGGCAAUAGCGGCGGCCACAUCCAGCAGCAGCCUGCGCAACGGCAGCACCAGUGCCGGCAGCGACUGCAGCAACAAUGGGGCAGCAUCCGGCAACAACAGCAGCAGCAGCUACAAGAAGCCCAGCAUUUCGGUGGCCAAGAUUAUUGGCGGCACGGACACCUCCCGCUUUGGGGCAUCGCCGAACCUGCUCUCCCAGCACCAGCAUCACCAUGCGCACCUGCCCGCCGGCCAUCAUGCAGCAGCAGCUGCGGCGCACUCCCAUCAGGCGCAACUGAGCGCCCAGGAGGCGGCUGCCCUGGCAGCGGGCAAGGGAACGCGCCCCAAGCGUGGCAAGUACCGCAACUACGAUCGGGACAGCCUCGUGGAGGCCGUCAAGGCGGUGCAGCGCGGCGAGAUGUCCGUGCAUCGGGCCGGGAGCUACUACGGCGUGCCCCACUCCACGCUGGAGUACAAGGUUAAGGAGCGGCACCUGAUGAGGCCGCGCAAGCGCGAACCCAAGCCGCAGCCGGACCUGGUCGGUCUGACGGGACCCGCCAACAAGGUGUGUCCGGAGAAGCUGAAGCCGGGAAACCACAUCAACCACACGGGCAACCACCACGGCGUCGGCGGAUCCAAGCUGAGCAAUGCCCUCAAGAGCAACUCCUCCUCCCAGGCGGCAGCGGCAGCGGCGGCGGCUGCAGCAGCAGCGGCCUCAGCAACGGCCCCCAAUGGUCUCAAGCUGCCCCUCUUCGAUGGGGGUGGACCGCAGUCCUUGGCCUUUCAGUCCAACAUGUUUUGGCCCCAGCCGAAUGCCGGCAAUGCGUACGGCCUGGACCUGCACCGCAUGGCGGAGGCCAUGCGCCAGCAGACGAACCAGACGAACGCCCAUGAGCGACCCAUGAAGAGCGCCCUGGAGAUAGCCGAGCACAUGUACGAUGGCAUCAUCCGCAAGACACUGCAGUCGUCCGGCGAUGGAAAUGGCAACGGAAGCGGCAGCAGCAGCAGCAGCAACGGACACGCCUUGGGGCAUGGCCUGGGCCAUGGCCAUGGCAAUGCGCUGCUCGAUCAGCUGCUGAUUAAUAAGACGCCCCUGCCGUUCACCAAUAAUCAGAGCAACGACUACAGGGCCACCUGUUCGAGCGGUGGCGGUGGGGAACGCAUCAAGCGAUCGGCGAGUCCCCUGGGCGUCUAUGCGGAUAUCAAGAGGGAGCGUCUGAGUGCGGAUAGUGCCAGCAGCGAUGAGGAGAGGGAGAGGGAACGCGAUCCUGAUCAUUCCAGCAACAACAACAACAACAACAGCGAUCUGGCGCACAACAAGAACAAGAGCAGGAACAGCAACAACAACGGCAACAGCAACAGCAACAGCAACAACAAUGGUAAUGGAAGGAGCCGAAUGACCUCCAGGGACUCGGAUGCCACGGAUGCCAGCAGCCUGAAGAGCGAGCAGAGUAGGCACAGGCCCAACAAAAUGAUGGAUCUCAAUGGGAGCAACAGCAGCAGCAGCCAGAACGAUGGUGACGGUGAGGGCGAGGCGACUCUGCCCAGUCCCAGUCCCAAUCCCAGUGGCAGUCCCAAUCCCUGUCCCAGUCGCACUCGCAGUCGCAGUCCUGGCUGCAGCAGCAGCGGUGUCGGCGGCGGCUCCAUAUUGCACGAGAAGCUGGCCCAGAUCAAGGCCGAGCAGCUGGAGCAGCAGCAGUUAUAGGAUCAGUCGAUGGCAAGGCCAGCAUUUGCCUGGCCGCCGCUGGCCACACACUACUAUAGCUUCUAAAUAAUACAAAAAAAAAAGAAAGAGGACGGUAAGGAUCAGCAGGGAUCGAGCAGGAUCAGACAGGGUGUCCGGAGAGUAAAGCAAACCAAAUUAAGCAACAUUUUUUAUAGUACAUAAAAAAUACAUAUAUAUAAAAGCGGAAAACAGAGCCGCCCCCUGAGAUCCGCAUAGAAAAAACAGCAAGAAACAAACGAAAAACAAAACAUACAAUAAUGGCGCGGAAUGUACGUGCGCACAUUUGUAUGUAUUUUUGUUUCGUUUUUGACAAUCGACAAAUAGGCAUUCUCUUGUACAAAACCAAAACAACAACAAAAACUUUCUUAACACAAACCAAAAACCAAGAAAGCAA
Messenger RNA from Drosophila obscura, 4895 nucleotides. RefSeq names its product mushroom body large-type Kenyon cell-specific protein 1 (gene Eip93F). Bases 737 to 4480 code for a protein of 1247 amino acids. Gene Ontology annotation, biological process: regulation of transcription by RNA polymerase II. Lineage: Eukaryota; Metazoa; Arthropoda; Insecta; Diptera; Drosophilidae. Gene Ontology annotation, molecular function: DNA binding. The transcript is spliced from 5 exons. The record is from RefSeq and is a predicted model, not a curated record. Gene Ontology annotation, cellular component: nucleus.